Archocentrus centrarchus (flier cichlid) is the source of this 1730-nucleotide messenger RNA. It is a transcript of the gene rad23b, whose product is annotated as RAD23 homolog B, nucleotide excision repair protein. Gene Ontology annotation, biological process: nucleotide-excision repair; proteasome-mediated ubiquitin-dependent protein catabolic process. The transcript has 10 exons. The coding region runs from base 133 to 1296 and encodes 387 amino acids. Gene Ontology annotation, cellular component: nucleoplasm; cytosol. Gene Ontology annotation, molecular function: damaged DNA binding; polyubiquitin modification-dependent protein binding; proteasome binding. Lineage: Eukaryota; Metazoa; Chordata; Actinopteri; Cichliformes; Cichlidae. The record is from RefSeq and is a predicted model, not a curated record.
AUAGAAGAAGAGAAGCGAGACGUCAUGGCGGCUGACAGUUUGUGAUGAUUUAACGAAAACAGUAAAGACUCGUGCAAGUUGCAUACCCAGCGUUUAAACCGCACCCAGGAAUAAUAAAACUUCGCCGGCAAGAUGCUAAUAACUUUGAAGACCUUACAGCAACAGACUUUCAAAAUUGAUAUCGAUGACGAGGAGACGGUGAAGACAUUAAAAGAGAGGAUUGAACAGGAGAAGGGAAAGGACAAUUUUUCAGUUGCUGGACAGAAACUGAUAUAUGCUGGUAGAAUCCUCAACGAUGACUCACCCCUCAAGGAAUACAAGAUCGAUGAGAAGAACUUUGUGGUCGUCAUGGUGACAAAGCCUAAAAAAGCCUCCACUGCCUCACAGCCUUCAACAGCAGCCUCAGCUUCCAGUACUACAGCUCCAGCAGCACCCUCUGAUUCAUCAUCCACUUCAGACAAACCAGCAGAGCAGUCCUCUAUAGAUGACAAACCAGAGGAGAGGCAGCCUUCAACAACGGAAGCAUCUUCCACUCCUGUCGGACGCUCUGGGGAUUCAGCAAACUUAAUCAGUGAAGCAGUUUCAAAUCUAGUGACAGGCUCGUCAUAUGAUGCUAUGGUGAAUGAGAUGAUGCUCAUGGGCUACGAGAGGGAGCAGGUGGUGGCCGCUCUUAGAGCAAGCUUUAACAACCCUGACAGAGCUAUGGAAUACCUGCUUACAGGUAUCCCAGGCAGAGAUCGGGGUAAUGCAGCAGGACGUGACACAGUGGCGCCGCCAGCCAGUGGAGCUCCAGCUGCACCUGCAGGCAAUGCCAGUGUUCCUGCUAGUACUGGGUCUUCACCAAGUGCUGGGGGAGGCAAUCCACUGAGCUUCCUAAGAAAUCAGCCCCAGUUCCAAGUGAUGCGACAGCUGAUCCAGCAGAAUGCAGCCCUUCUUCCUGCCCUGCUGCAAGAGAUCGGCAGGGAAAACCCAGAGCUGUUGCAGGAGAUCAGCAACCAUCAAGAGCAGUUCAUUCAGAUGUUGAAUGAACCUGUUCCAGAACCAGUGCCAGGAGGAGGAGGAGGAGGAGGAGGAGGAGGCAGCGGCGGGAGUGGCCGUGGUGGUGGUGGUGCAGGAGGAGCUGGCGGAAAUCACAUGAACUAUAUCCAGGUCACACCACAGGAGAAGGAGGCCAUUGAAAGGCUAAAAGCCUUAGGAUUUCCAGAGGGACUUGUUAUACAAGCCUACUUUGCUUGUGAGAAGAAUGAGAACUUGGCUGCCAACUUCCUUUUACAACAGAAUUUUGAUGAGGAUUAAACAAGUCAUCUUCAUUUUGAUUAUUUUCAUACUUUCUCUGUUUUGAUUUCUGAUUUUUGAUAUAUGUCUACAGCAAGCCUUUUAGUUUCCAGAAACAAUUUUAUUCAUCACUUUCACAUUCUACUUUCUUUGUAACACUGGAUCAUUAUCAGCUGGUGGCAGCUGUACAAGGACAGGAUUUUGUUUGAUUGGUUAAAAUUGAAGUAACAAAGUACAAUAAUUUUGCAUCAGAAAUCAUCUGUUUAUUAUUAUUUGUUAUACUUAAGACCAAUAUGUCUUAUGUUGAAUGUUUUUGUUUUUUUUUGUUUUUUUUCUUCACUUAAAUGAGAAGUUAUGGGUACAUCUGAAAGAUUCUGACAGUAUUCAUGCACGCUUAUUUGAUUUUGAAGUUGACUUAAAAUGUAGAUUUGAAAAAAUUAAAAUGUUCAACACAA